AUGAAGUUCUCCGACGUCCUCACUCUCUCCGUUGCCUUUGCUACCGCUGCGAGCGCCAGCCCUAUGCGCCGUACCGAGGAGGUUGACAUCACCUUCAUCGGCGCUGCUGAUGCCCAAUUCUCUCAGAGCUUCCCCCUCGAUGGGUCUGAGGUAUCUAUCACCAACCCUCUGAGCAUCUCACACAUCUCCUCCAGCACCGAUGGCAUCUAUUGCACUUUCAACGGUGUUGACAACAGUGUCACAAGCGUCAGUGGAGCCGCAACCGUCGACGUUGGGCCCCCUCAGACCCAGGUCUCUGGCACCUGCUCGAAGCUGUGGCGUCGUGACACCCCUCAGGUCGCAGUCAGCUUCAUCGGUGCUGCUGAUGCCAAGUUUGGGCAGAGCUUCCCUCUUGAUGGCUCGGCUGUGCAAAUCACUAAUCCUCUGAGCAUCUCCCAUAUCGAGAUCGAUGGUUCUGGUGCUUCUUGCACUUUCAGGGGAGUUGACCAGAGUGUCACCACCGUCACUGGACCCGCCACCGUUGACGUCGGUCCUCCCCAGACUCAGAUCCAGGGCACAUGCUGGGCCGUCUAA
Penicillium cataractarum is the source of this 573-nucleotide messenger RNA. RefSeq lists its product as uncharacterized. The record is from RefSeq and is a predicted model, not a curated record. The coding region runs from base 1 to 573 and encodes 190 amino acids. NCBI's taxonomy places the organism in Eukaryota, Fungi, Ascomycota, Eurotiomycetes, Eurotiales, Aspergillaceae. The transcript has 3 exons.